Messenger RNA from Neoarius graeffei (lesser salmon catfish), 2088 nucleotides. It is a transcript of the gene vrtn, whose product is annotated as vertebrae development associated. Gene Ontology annotation, biological process: regulation of transcription by RNA polymerase II. Bases 1 to 2088 code for a protein of 695 amino acids. Gene Ontology annotation, cellular component: chromatin. The record is from RefSeq and is a predicted model, not a curated record. The transcript has a single exon. NCBI's taxonomy places the organism in Eukaryota, Metazoa, Chordata, Actinopteri, Siluriformes, Ariidae.
AUGAUUCAGAGGAAAGAGGUGGUGCUGUCUGUCCUGGAAGAGCUCCAGGAUGCCACCGAGUCCAUGGGCUUGGGUGCCCUGAUAAAAGUGGCCCUUGAGGUGGAGCAAGUCCUCGCUCCUUUUUGCCUCCCGACAGCGCUAUGCUCGGAGAUCUCCUCUUGGAUGGGCAUCGAUGCCAUGGCUCACAGACUUUACCCUGCAGAUGCCCCAGCUGGCCUGCUUCCUCUGGUCUGCAAAGGGGAGGGUAACCUGCUGUUUGAUGCCACUAGCAUGCUUCUGGUAGGUUCUACAAGCCUGAGUUUGGAGCUGCAGGUCAGGACGGUGGUGGAGAUGCUCCUGUGGAAGCAGUACUACCUGUGCGGAAUGAUCGAUUCCAAGGUCAUGCUGCAGGCAUCUAGGUUUUCGCUCUGUGCUGAAGAAUCACAAGACAUGCUCAAGCUGCCGAUGCAGGUUCUGGAGGCCAUCUUCGAUGCUGACAUCAAGGCUUCUUGUUUUCCAAACUCGUUUGCAAACAUGUGGCAUGUCUAUGCUCUGGCUUCCGUCCUCAAGUGCAACAUCUACUCCAUUUACCCAAUGUAUAACCUCAAGAUCAGGCCCUAUUUCAAUCGUCUAAUCCGUCCCAGAACGUGGCCCAAGCACUCCGAGCCACUGACCCUCCACAUCAUGUGGUCUGGCGAGCUUGAGGCUGGCUCCAUUUUCAAACCUCGCCACUUUGUGGCCUUGAUUCAUGCCAGUGAUCUAAAAAUUGGAAGCCCAGGGAGUGAGCAACGAUUGUCAUCGGUGAAGGUUCUGGAUCUGCUCAAUGAGGAUUUACAACUUUCCUACUCCACCCUGAAAGACAAGUUCAACAUCACGAAAAGCACCUUCUAUCGCUGGAGGAGGCAAAGCAUGGAGUAUCAUAAGAAGUCAGUUGCCAGGUAUGAAGCCAAACACUUUUUCCAGGCCUGCUACAAAGAAGGCAAGCUCAUACCCCAGAACCAGUUCCGAGAGUUCUUCCCAGAAAUCUCCAGAUCCACGUAUUAUGCCUGGAAACAUGAACUCAUGGCUACUGGAAGUAUCGGUUCUGGAGGUUCCACUGGAGAGGUAAGCCCUGGAGAUAGCAAUGAGCAGGACUACUGGUCCUCUCCAGAAAGCAUGAAGCAGCCCAUCCAGGAGACCUUCACUAGCAUGUUGGCGCUCAAGUCUGAGAAACUGGAAGGAGAUCGAUUCCAGAAUGCAGCUCUGAUGCAAGAAGCAAAGAAAAGCCUCCAGAACUGCAUCGCCACCAACACAUCAUUUCCGUACCGUGUAUUCAAGCGAAGGUUUCCAGGAAUCUCAAGAUCAACUUACUACAAUUGGAGGAGGGAAGCCUUGCUCUUCAGGCCGUUCAAAGACCUGCCAGGAAGCAGGGAAGAAAGCUCGCAUCCGAAUAAAGUUCAGAAUCCAAAAGGGAAGCUGUUACCGCCGGUUUUGCUGCCGAGUCACAGAGUAAUCCCGAGAGUCCGGCUCUCGAGGUGCAGUCAGAAGAGUCUCCGGCUGAUCUACCUUCAGAAGAAGAAACUCAGAGAGGAAGCCAAAGCACGUGUUCAGAAGUCCAAGAUCUCACUGUUUAAAUUCAAGCUCAAGUUCCCAUCAAUAUCAUCGUAUUACUACUGGAUUUGGAGGUAUAAUAAAGCUGAGAAAGGGCGUGGUCUGGGCUUUCAGAUUGAGAUCAAUAAACCGGAAAGUGUCAAUGCCACGACCGAUCGUCUGAAGCAGGAGGAAAAUCAGGGAUGCUUUACUUUUGAUGGAAAUGCUGAGUUCUUGAGCAACCAUAUGAUCAAUGCCAGCCCCGAGUUCUCCCCAUCAUACUGUCCUCUAUCUGACAAGACCAACAACACCACCACCACCAACAACAACAACAACAACAACGAGCAAAUGUUUGUGAUGGAUGUCGUGGCAUUGGCGAACUUCAAGGCCAAGGCGAAACUGUUUCUCCAGCAGCGCUUUGAGGAGAAAUCGUUCCCGACAUUCAAAGAGUUCAGGUCUUACUUUCCUCUCACUCCACGUUCCACCUAUUACAUGUGGAAGAGGGCUUUGCAUCACGGUGUGCCAUUAAUUCACGGAUAA